AUUCUGCUAUAGUAUGCAUCACAAUAUUAGAAGCAGAGGCUCCAAUUUACAACCACGUGACGAUUAUGGCAAGGAUCAAGUCAACAGCAGCAAACGCUUGCUUCUUCCUCCUCAAGCUCCUCUUUCUUUGCUCCUUGCCUUAUCGCAGUUCUUCCACUCCUCUGUUCCCCAAAGAAGCCCUCCCCACCAAAUCAGGCUACCUACCGGUCAAUCCUGCCACCGGUUCUGCUAUUUUCUACUCCUUCUAUGAAGCUCAAAGCCCCACUUCCCCUCUCUCCCACACCCCACUUCUCAUUUGGCUCCAAGGUGGCCCGGGCUGCUCCUCCAUGAUCGGCAACUUGUUUGAGCUUGGACCAUGGUGGGUCGUUUCUUCUCACAACCAAAACGUUGACCACUUGUCUCUCAAGCGCAAUCCAGGUUCUUGGAACCGCUUAUUUGGUCUUCUUUUUCUUGAUAGUCCUAUUGGAACAGGGUUUAGUAUAGCUUCAACGCCCCAGGAGAUUCCUAGAGACCAAAAUUCUGUUGCCAAGCAUCUUUUUGCCGCUAUCACAAGUUUUACCUCAUUAGAUCCUUUGUUUAAGUAUCGUCCUAUUUAUAUUACUGGUGAGAGUUAUGCAGGAAAGUAUGUUCCUGCAAUUGGGUAUUACAUUUUGAAUAAAAAUCCCCAAUUGCCAGUGUCACAAAGAGUGAACUUGAGAGGUGUUGCUAUAGGUGAUGGGUUAACAGAUCCGAUCACCCAGGUUGCCACUCAUGCUGACAGUGCUUACUAUUCUGGUUUAAUCAACCAGAGGCAAAAGGGAGAACUAGAGGAAGCACAAAGGGAGGCCGUUGAGUUGGUUAAGAUAGGAAACUGGAGUGAGGCAACAAAUGCUAGGUCCAGGGUCUUGAGGAUGCUGCAAAACAUGACAGGUUUGGCCACUUUGUAUGACUAUACAAAGAAAAAGCCUUACCAGACACAGUUUGCAACCAGGUUUCUCAACAUAGCUGAGGUAAAGAAAGCAUUGCGAGUGAAUGAAUCGAUUGUUUUCGAGGAGUGCAGUGACGUCGUUGGGGCUGCAUUGCAUGAAGAUGUGAUGAAGAGCGUGAAGUACAUGGUGGAAUUCUUGGUGAAGAACAGCAAGGUGCUGUUGUAUCAAGGGCUCUAUGAUUUAAGAGAUGGUGUGGUAUCAACAGAGGCAUGGGUGAAGACAAUGAAAUGGGAAGGACUUGAGAAAUUCUUGAUGGCUGACAGAGAGCUUUGGAAAGUGAACGGAGAGCUUGCUGGAUAUGUGCAAAAGUGGGGGAGCUUAACCCAUGUUGUGGUUUUGGGGGCGGGGCAUCUUUUGCCUGCCGACCAAGCUUUGAAUUCUCAGGAUAUGAUUGAGAACUGGGUUCUGGAGAAGGGCCAGUUUGGUGGACAGAAAAAAGGUUCAUCAACAUCAAAUUUCAGAGGAUCACUCUGAAUUGUAUUGCUCUAAAACAUGUUCCUGUUGUUCUGCUUUCUAUUGACUGGCAGUCUUAAACUACGUGAUCAAUUUCAUUCAAUAAAAAGUUCAAUAUUUAACAAAACUAAAAAUUUAAGCGGUUUGGAAUAUCUCAAAAUCAAAUGGGAAAUUUUAAUUUGAAAUGAAGGAGUUCUUUGUCUUAGA
This is a messenger RNA of Theobroma cacao (cacao), 1628 nucleotides long. Its product is annotated as serine carboxypeptidase-like 50. Gene Ontology annotation, biological process: proteolysis. Gene Ontology annotation, molecular function: serine-type carboxypeptidase activity. NCBI's taxonomy places the organism in Eukaryota, Viridiplantae, Streptophyta, Magnoliopsida, Malvales, Malvaceae. The record is from RefSeq and is a predicted model, not a curated record.